AUGGUCACGCCGCUACAAGUCUUCCACCGCAGCGCCCGGGCAAUCAGCGCCCGCGAGUUCGAAGAUGCUCUCCAAGCAAUAUGCCUCCCCCGGUUCCCUCCGGCCUUCAGUCCCGUGCAUCGCCAGGUCGCCUGUGCCAUAAGCGGAGGCGUGGACUCUAUGGCCUUGGCCUUCCUAUUCAACCGGUUGAAACAAGAUACUCAUUCGCUGAUCUCUAGCGGUCCCUCUAUGGAAGCCUUUCGCAUCAGCGACAACAUUUUGAACAAGGUCCGCGCCGUCAUUAUCGACCAUGGCUUGCGCGAGGGUAGUGACGAGGAGGCAAGGAAGGUGGCCAAUGUCAUCAGGACCAAGUUCCCAGACUUUUUAUACCCUGUUAUUGAGCCUAUAAACUGGAGGUCUGAACUCGGCCCCGGUGUAGACCCCAAGACCCAACCCAAUAUCGAAACCCUAGGCCGCAAACUUCGCUAUGUCGCGUUUGCGAGCGCAUGCCGCUCUUACAAUGCUGUUUCCCUGUUCACAGCCCACCAUGAGGACGAUGAGUACGAAACCAUCCUGAUGAGGAUGAUAAGCGGCCGUGGCUACCGCGGUCUUCAGGGGAUCCCGCCUGCGGCAGACAUUCCAGAGUGCUACGAUAUUUAUAACGCCUACCAGAGUGGUUAUCUGGAUGACCAAGCGUCCUCCAACCCAUUUUGGACCAGGAUGCCGGCGGGAAGGCGGAUGAAGAGAAUCCUGAGGUCCAGCCUGCGUAAUCAGCUCGAUCCGCAAAUGCUCCAGUAUGAAAUGGCUUAUGGCAUGAGGAGUGAUGGAAGCCAGUACUUCAACGAGUACCAGCGCGCACAUCGCAAAGGGGGAGACGUCCCUCCAGUCCCAGAGGUCGAGGCAGAGGAUGGUGGCAUAAUGAUCUACCGCCCUCUACUUGGCUUCAGCAAAGACAGGCUCACUGCCACCUGUGAGGAGAACGACAUUCCUUGGUUCGAAGAUUACACGAAUGCAGACCCGACCUUCACUCCCCGCAAUGCUAUCCGAUACUUGGUCAAGCAUCACAAUCUUCCAGCCGCCUUGCAGAAGCCUGCCAUUUUGCAGCUUGGAGCACGGUGCCGCGCCAGAGUUGCCGCCGAGGAAGCCGAAGCCGGUAGAGUUCUCGAGCGGCUACAUGUCCGUGAUCUCGCAACGACAGCCGGGACCGUGGAGGCGGAGAUGCCCAGGUACAAACUACCAGGAGGUCCCAGACUGUCUCGGAGGUCUGCUGUUUGGCGCAAGAAGCGUCUUAUUCACUAUCGCACCAUCGCUGCCAUCAUCGUACGGAGACUGAUAUCGUUGGUCACGCCCCAUCAUUCCACGCUGCCAACGCUUGCGGAACUCGAAUAUUCCGUCUCGUUGCUCUUUCCCGAACUGAGGCUGCCCGACGACAAGGAGAACCCAACACUCCAGGGCAGGCCCAAAGGCUACGUGAUUGCCGGCGUGCACAUGGACCCCCUUAUCCAGCCCAACGGCUCCGUCCGCUGGCGACUCUCCCGAGCCCCUUACGAAACCAAGACUCGCGCCCCAGAGCUUCGAAUUUCCGCAGUACCCUUGCGGUCGCGUUUCCUUAAAGAACCUUCGGAUUGGCCAACUGACGGCGGGAAAAAAUGGAAGCUCUGGGACGGCCGCUAUUGGAUCCGGCUCCGCCACCGCUCGCCCUGUAACAUCCGCAUCGCCCCCUUCGACGCCGCGUACCAGAAGGACUUCCGCGAGGGUCUCCUCCUCGGCGAGAAGGUCAAGAACAAGGAGCUGCUCACUAACAUGCUGAAAGUCUACGCGCCCGGCCGCAUCCGGUACACGCUCCCCGCCGUCUACGCGGAUGCCGAUUUCCUGAGUUACACCAACAACAACGAAGCAUACUGGCCCCAGCCGCCGGACCACCUACGUCAGGCCGCGGCCGGUAUCGCCGAGGAUGAUACCGAAACUCCCACUCCGGAAACGGUGACCAUCCAACAACUCCAGAAGAAUUUGACAAAAAAUCAGAUACUCGACCUCUUGGCCUUUUACGACAAGUGGGAGGAGAGCAAAUACGUUCCCUGCAACGCCGACACUUGGUACCUUCCCUCCCAAAGAAAGCUCAGAAAACUCAUCGCCCUCCCCACCCUCGGCCUUUCCCUCCCAGGCGCUUACGAUUGGGUGCAGUGCGAGGUGCGGUAUCGCAAGAUCGAUGGAGAUUUGUUGCGGCGGGGGACGUCGUGGCAGAGACCCAAGUUUUGGCGGACGAGGGAUCGGACUUUUAAGCUGAGGAGGCGGGAGACGCUGUUGGAGAGAAGGGAGUGGUGGGGUUUGAGGGGGGGGAAGGGCGAGGACGUGCCGGUUACUCUAGCUGAUGCUUUUAGGGAUGAGUAA
This is a messenger RNA of Sordaria macrospora k-hell, 2370 nucleotides long. RefSeq lists its product as uncharacterized. The record is from RefSeq and is a predicted model, not a curated record. NCBI's taxonomy places the organism in Eukaryota, Fungi, Ascomycota, Sordariomycetes, Sordariales, Sordariaceae. Gene Ontology annotation, molecular function: ligase activity, forming carbon-nitrogen bonds; ATP binding. Gene Ontology annotation, biological process: tRNA processing.